UAAUGCAUUUUGUCUCACAUUAAAUUUCUCUUAAUAAUCUUAUUUUCUUAUUGUAUUUUAUCUAUGUUUUUCUUAGAAUUUAUUAUAUGUUUAAAUAAAAAAUAAUAUUCAAUUACUAAUGGUAAUCUAAAGCAAAAGAACAAAAUAGACAACAACACUACAAAUACAACCAAUAAGCAACAAUGGAAUCAGCGCCCAACUCUAACAAUGGACUUGCUUCGGAAUAUGCACUACGCGUCGCACUGCAAACUAUGAAGGAACGCUGCCUUGCACUUCAACGACGGCUAACUGAGCUGGAAGAAGACAACGAAGAGCUACGUGCACGUUUUGAUCAAAGCAAACAGGCAAACACAACACUAACUGCCAAUGGCAGUAUCAGCACUGACGCAAGUGAAUUGCUGCAAUUACGCACACAGGUCGAGGAGUUGAAUCGCCAAAAGGAACAAUUAAGCGAACACAUCAAUAUGGUUUCGAACGAAAAUCGAAAACUAUGGUCGCGUUUGUCUCAAAUAGCCAAAGAUAAAACCGGACAACAGGGUGCUACAAAUGAAGCAGAUUACACUACCGGCAAUGAGCCCGAUGACAACCAAACAAGUCCACGAAAUGGUAGUGGUUCAAAUCAAAAUCUUAUACGUUCCAAAACAUUUACACAACAUUCGCCAAAUCCUAAUUUACGCCACAAACUAAUACCUAAUGGCAAAGAACUUAGUAUGGAGGAAGUUGCGCUGGAACAGAAAUGUGAUGUGGACGAAGACAAUGAUUAUAUGCUACCAGCAGACGGUGAAUUGGGAUUUGCCUACUUAAAUGUUGAUGAUAGUAAUAUCGAUGAUGCAGACUUUACGUCGGUAGCCAAAAAGUGUAUGGAGGGGUUGCAGGAAAUGCAACGCGAGGCGCUCAGACAACAACAAGAGCUCAAUUCCGCACUUACUGUUAUCGAGACUAGAAUUGCACUACAGCCGUGCACAGAUUGUACAAAGAAAUCACAAAAACCCGAAAUGGCCGACAAAAGUCUAGAAACUGAUGAAAGCCUUAGUGAACUAAUCCAUAUAAAUAAGAAUAACGUGUCCAAAGACAACAAAGCAUGGCUUGGCUGUAACGAAGCAGAAGAAUUUGAUAUGUCAUGUUCUAAUGAAGCGGAGGAAGAAACCUUCCUAGGUGUGGAUGCCUACUUUGACAAAGUACAAAAUGUACUCAAUGCGGAUGCCGCUGAUCGUCUGUGUCCAAUGUGUGGCAGAAAAUUUGACAGCGCCAUUGCGUUUGAUGCAUUCCAACAACAUGUCGAAGCGCACUUUCUCGACCGGGACGACGUUGAAUUCUGACAAAACCCGAAAAUUUACUUUUCCUCAGAAUUAUGAGAGGAAAAGCGUUUUAAUGAAGUUAUACUGCGUGCUUGUGGCUAUAAUGGACUGAUUUUGUUGAAGAAAUUCAUUAUUAUGAUAAAUAGUGUGUUGUUUUGUACGAAGCCAAUGGUAAAAUGCAUAAACAAUAAUAUUAAUUUAAGUAUUUUAUGUAUUAUUAGUUUGCUAAAGGCAAAAUUAUACUAUGAAAAUCGCUUUAAAAACAAAUUUAUGAAAAACUCUUUAGUAUUUAGUAUGAAAUACUAUAUUAUUCAAAAUGUAUGCAGUUAACUCAAAUGCAGUGAGUAAAUAUACUUAUGUAUAUGUUGUUAGACGUAAAUUACCCAUCAUUGCAUUAAAUAUUAUUGAUAUGUUAUGUAACAUUCUAAGAAAACUUCAAAUAUAUAUACAUAUAUGUAUUUAAACAUUUA
Zeugodacus cucurbitae (melon fly) is the source of this 1768-nucleotide messenger RNA. RefSeq names its product protein spindle-F (gene spn-F). The record is from RefSeq and is a predicted model, not a curated record. Lineage: Eukaryota; Metazoa; Arthropoda; Insecta; Diptera; Tephritidae. Bases 183 to 1319 code for a protein of 378 amino acids. The transcript has 2 exons.